AUGGAUCAAUCCUUCCUCCUGAUGCUCUCAAACCUCCUCCACCUCCACAACUCCAUCGACCCAACCACCUCCCUCAUCUCCUCCCCCACCUCCACCUCCUCCUCCCCCACCUCCCUCCUCACCUCCUCCUCCGCCGCCCCUCUCCUCUUCUUCACCAUCGCCUCCGUCCUCUCCUACAUCGCCUCCUCCCGCCCCUCCUCCUCCUCCUCCUCCUCUUCCUCCCCCGCCGCCUCCGACUACUCCGUCUCCGCCUUCCGCGCCCUCUCCACCGAGCACAUCUGGUCCCUCGAAGCCCCUCUCCGCGACGCCCAGUGGCGCUCCCUCUACGGCUUGUCGUAUCCCGUCUUUACGACCGUCGUCGAUAAGCUCAAACCCCACAUUGCUCUCUCCAACCUCUCCCUCCCUUCCGACUACGCCGUCGCCAUGGUCCUCUCCCGCCUCACCCACGGCUUCUCCGCCAAGUCCCUCGCCGCUCGCUACUCCCUCGAGCCCUACCUGAUCUCCAAGAUCACCAACAUGGUCACGCGCCUACUCGCCACCAAGCUCUACCCGGAGUUCAUCAAGAUCCCCGUCAGCCGCCGCAGGCUCAUCGAAACCACCCAGGCCUUCGAGGAGCUCACGUCACUCCCCAAUAUGUGCGGCGCCAUUGACGGGAGUCCGAUUCGUCUGCACAAGCAGAAUCUGUCUGGGAAUUACAAAUGCCGGUACGGCUACAAUGCUGUCCAGCUGGAGGUUGUUGCUGACCACAAGAAGAUCUUCUGGGAUGUCUGUGUUAAAGCUCCGGGAGGCACCGACGACGCCGCGCAUUUCCGAGAGAGUUUGCUGUAUAACAGGCUUACUUCCGGUGACAUUGUGUGGGAUAAGGUCAUCAAUGUGCGUGGUCACCCUGUGAGGCCUUACAUUGUCGGGGACUGGUGCUAUCCUCUGCUGAGUUUCUUGUUGACUCCCUUUUCACCGAACGGGAUGGGGACGCCUGCGCAGAACUUGUUCGAUGGAAUGCUCAUGAAGGGGAGGUCUGUGGUGGUUGAGGCGAUUGGGUUGCUCAAAGGGAGGUGGAAGAUUCUGCAGGACCUGAAUGUCGGUCUUAAUCAUGUCCCGCAGACAAUUGUUGCUUGCUGUGUGCUGCAUAAUCUGUGCCAGAUUGCGAGGGAGCCUGAACCGGAGCCGUGGAAGGACCCUGAGGAGAAUGGGAUGCCUCCGAGGGUGCUUGACAGUGAGAAGUCGUUUUACUACUUUGGGGAAAGCUUGAGGCAAGCAUUGGCUGAUGAUUUGCACCAGAGGCUUUCAUCGAGAUAGGACAUUAUGUCCGGAGUAAAGGGAUGGCUGUCCUCAACCGUUUAACCUAUGUACGGAUUUCCUUUCAAAUGUAUUUCUUUCAUUGCUCAUUUUCUAGGUAGGCUGCAGAAUUGUAUUUCGGAUGAGUAGGGCUAAUAUGUAAUGACUGUCAUAUAGUUGUUGGGACCAACUGACUUGGUAAUGAAUUACAAGAUUGAUAAAAAGUGUGGAAAUGCCCUAGUUGUUUAUC
Fragaria vesca subsp. vesca is the source of this 1525-nucleotide messenger RNA. Its product is annotated as putative nuclease HARBI1-like. The coding region runs from base 1 to 1296 and encodes 431 amino acids. NCBI's taxonomy places the organism in Eukaryota, Viridiplantae, Streptophyta, Magnoliopsida, Rosales, Rosaceae. The record is from RefSeq and is a predicted model, not a curated record. The transcript has a single exon.